AUGUAUGCAGCAAAUCAUUGGGGAGGAUCAUUGGAAAUAACAAAUGAUCCUGAUGAUCAAAACAGAAGGAAGGAAGACAUGGAUAAGGCAUCAUUAUACAACAUUCAAACCCAUCAAAGUGGAACCCUAGACGAGACUCAACAGAGUUGGCUGCUGGAUCCAAAUGAAGCCAGUAGGAAGAAAAGCAAGACCAGGUAUGUGGAUUUAGGGUGCAUCGUGGUAAAGCGGAAAGUAUUGAAAUGGACGGUGAUCGGAAUUUUGGUUGCUUUUCUGGUGAUCGGAGUUCCGAUCAUAAUAGCAAAGUCGCUGCCGAAGCAUAAAUCCCGACCACCGCCUCCGGAUCAGUACACGGAAGCACUGCACAAGGCUCUUCAAUUCUUCAACGCCCAGAAAUCUGGAAAGUUACCGAAAAACAACGGUAUUAAAUGGAGAGGGAAUUCAGGGCUCAAAGAUGGAUCUGAUGCGACGGAUGUCAAAGGAGGUUUGGUCGGAGGGUACUAUGACGCCGGUGACAAUACUAAAUUCCAUUUCCCGAUGUCAUUCGCGAUGACAAUGUUGAGUUGGAGCGUAAUCGAGUACGAACACAAGUACAAGUUCAUCGAAGAGUAUGAUCAUGCUCGAGAACUUAUCAAAUGGGGAACCGAUUACUUACUUCGUACUUUCAACUCCUCGGCUACGAAAAUCGACCAUAUUUACGGCCAGGUCGGAGGAUCUCAAAAUGGCUCAGCUAUACCAGAUGAUCACACCUGUUGGGAAAGGCCCGAAGACAUGGACUACAAGCGGCCGAUACAAUUGAUUACAGCAGGGGCCGAUCUUGCCGGAGAGAUGGCAGCUGCUCUGGCUGCAGCGUCUAUCGUCUUUAGAGACGAUACCGCAUACUCCAAGAAGCUUGUGCAAGGUGCCGCUACAGUAUGGACAUUUGCCAGAGAUGAGGGCAAACGUAGUCCAUACUCUAGAGGCAACCUUUUCAUAGAACCCUACUACAACUCCACAGGGUACUAUGAUGAGUACAUAUGGGGUAGUGCUUGGAUGUACUAUGCCACAGGUAACUCUAGUUACCUGUGGUUGGCUACAAAUAAAGGACUCUCGAGACACGCGAAAGCAUUACUUGAUAACCCUAUCCAACGAGUUCUCAGUUGGGAUAACAAGUCCCCUGCCGCCAUGUUAUUGCUAACGAGGAUACGCAUGUUCUUGAAUCCUGGGUUCCCUUAUGAGGAUAUGUUAAGUAAAUACCAAACAGCCACUAGUCUAACCAUGUGCUCGUACCUUCCUCGAUAUCAAGUUUUUAAUAGGACUCGAGGCGGGCUAAUUGAACUCAGCCAAGGACGUCCACAGAAUCUACAAUAUGUAGCCAAUGCCGUCUUUUUGACUUCACUAUAUGCAGAUUACUUGGAUGCUGCGGAUCUUCCUGGUUGGAACUGUGGCACAUCAUUUGUUCCCAAAGAUGCGCUUCGUAAUUUCGCCAAUUCUAAGAUGGACUACAUUUUGGGUAAAAACCCGAUGGAUAUGAGCUACGUGGUCGGAUACGGCAAGAAGUAUCCAACACACGUUCACCACCGAGGUGCAUCGAUACCUGAUAACAACAUCAGGUACUCCUGCAAAGGCGGGUUUCGGUGGAUGUCCACGGGUAAACCUAAUCCAAACACCAUCACCGGUGCUAUGGUCGGAGGUCCAGACCGGUUCGACAAGUUCCGAGACGUGCGUUCAAAUUUCAGCUACACAGAACCCACCCUGGCCGGAAAUGCAGGCUUGGUUGUUGCACUCGCGUCACUCACGACAACCGGAGGGAAAGAAGGCGUUGACAAAAACUCUAUUUUUUCAGCAAUUCCACCACUUUACAAGGCGGCUCCGCCACCUCCGCCACCAUGGAAACCAUGAAAACCUGCAUAAUAACGGCUUCCUCCUCUAAUUCUUUUUUGUAAUUCGUGUUUCGAGUUGAAAAGUCGAUAUCACUUUCAUG
Molecule: messenger RNA, 1960 nt
Organism: Cynara cardunculus var. scolymus (artichoke)
Lineage: Eukaryota; Viridiplantae; Streptophyta; Magnoliopsida; Asterales; Asteraceae
Product: endoglucanase 12-like
Exons: 5
Coding region: 1-1878 (625 amino acids)
Biological process (GO): carbohydrate metabolic process
Molecular function (GO): hydrolase activity, hydrolyzing O-glycosyl compounds
Source: RefSeq, a predicted model, not a curated record